Leptinotarsa decemlineata (Colorado potato beetle) is the source of this 2531-nucleotide messenger RNA. RefSeq names its product DBB domain-containing protein stumps (gene stumps). Gene Ontology annotation, molecular function: transmembrane receptor protein tyrosine kinase adaptor activity; fibroblast growth factor receptor binding. Lineage: Eukaryota; Metazoa; Arthropoda; Insecta; Coleoptera; Chrysomelidae. Gene Ontology annotation, cellular component: cytosol. The record is from RefSeq and is a predicted model, not a curated record.
AUAAUCCCUCGUACUUCAAUGUGCCCGACGAACGGAAAAGAAUGGGUGAUAGCUGUAGUAGUGCUUCAGAGUGUUCUUUAACGAGGCAGCUAACUCCUCCAAGAGGAAAGAGCUUCUGUCGGGACAAGAGAAAUUUUCUCAGAUCAAUGAGCUCCAACUCCGCAGACUCUAAUCAGGAACUGCUGAUCAUGGGUGAACCAAGACUGAGUGACAUCGCACCUGAUAUCGUUUUCAAAAAUCCUUCCAGCCGAUCAAACUCUCUGAAGCAGAAUAAAGUGAAUUCAAAUGGAGAUGUUGGAUACAUUCCGCUUGCUACUAGUGAAGAGCAAGCAGAUGCCUCCGAAGAUGAAGAAGUGUUCAUUAGUGAGGAUUCGGCAAGGUAUUACAAUUUCCCUGCUGUCAAACGAAAUGGUCAAAGAAGACAUUCAAUCAGCACAUUCGUCGGCAGAGAAAGAACGAAUAGUGUGGCGUCGUCAUCGAAGAGUUUCAAAGAAGAUUUUCCACAGAGGGAGAACGAAGAAAAUAUCGAUAUUGACGAGCACUCUUUGCGCCAUGCUUCUUACCCUAGGAAGCGCUGUCUACGAUGCACAAGAGGAGUCACAAAAGGAAUAAACAUGGACGAUAUUCUCAUCCUAUCCAGGAAAUCCAGUGAAGCAGCAUCGCUCUGGGUCAACUAUUUUACAAAUUAUUUUCAACAAAUCAGCCAGCAGGCCACCAGAAAGCAAUUCAAAAUACAGUACAGAGGAGUAGAAGAUACGUUAGACAAAUCCGACGAAAUUAGAGAACUCCCCAAGAAAAUGUCAGGUGUUAAACUGCAGUUAGUCGUAAUAUGUCCCAGUUUUCUUGAAUUUGUUGCGGAACACCCCGGGGAGUGUGCGGCCAUGGGAAAACUUUUAUUGGCAGACAGAACUUUGGCUCUCCUAUUGGGGGUUACUGACAACGACUUGACCGAAGUUCAUAAAAAUGUGUUGCCGACAUACUUUCAAUGGCAAAGGCAAAGCGUUGGUCAGGAUCAGGACGAAAACUUCACCAAAGAGUUUCUAGGACAGGCUAUGGCGAUACUAUCGAGAGUUUGGAAGCAGCAGAGUUCUGUUAUUGCUCAGGAAAAGUCAUGUUUUUCCGUUACCCCAAAAAAAAUACGACAGGGUCAAAACAGCGUAUUUGUUAUCCUCACACAUCCCCUCCAAAAAGAAGACAUCGUCAAAAUUUCAGUGGAAAAAAACGGUGAAUUGUAUGAAGUCAAGUCAGUGAAGAAACGAAAUCCAUACAUUCUAAAAUUUACAAUGCCUGAAAAUUUAACGGAAGUAACGGCCAUCGUGAAUAUACUAGUGGAGAAAAAUGGCAGCAUAAUAGGAAGUCGGCCGAUCAAGUGUGAAAGUAAAUUAAGAGAGCUUGAGCAGAUUUUACGGUCCACUGCAAAUCCCGUGGAGUUUAUGUGUCAGGCGUUAGGUUUUAGUCCUGCAGAACGAGAACUUCUAGACAACUGGUUGGUUCAUAGAUUGCAGAAUAAUAUACCGCCGCAUUUCAAUUUGAUAUCCAGGUCUGAAAGCAUUGAAUCGGCAGAUGUUCCUGGACGAAAACACACUCACGAAGAAUUUCCGACCCUUCUUCAUUUCGCGGCUAAAUUCGGAUUACACCAACUCGCAAGGUUAUUACUUGAUACUCCUGGUGGUGAUCAAGCUUGUGAAAUAAAAAAUCUUUAUGAUAUGACACCGUUAGAACUGGCAGAAUCAAACGGAUUUUCGAAUCUAGCACAUAUGUUCCGAGGAUAUAUUGACCUUAACGAAUUCACCAAUAUCUAUACCAAGCUGGAAGAAAUUACUCGCAGAACACUCGAUGAUGGGUAUGAGAUACCAAGGAAUAUAAAAGAAGACAUUUACAAAAUUUGUCCCGCUCCUAGACCUGUUACAACUCCAACAAGUGAAAGCUCCAGCUUAUCAGGAUACAUGCCCAUGAAACCAGUACCCGUCCUAAGGCAAGAGUUGCCUAAAGCUACUGAUGACUGCCACGUAGACCUUCCAACGAUUCAGGAACAGGUAUACCAGAGGCUUGUAUCAAAAAAUAGGCAAAAAGUCGAUGAUUUAGAAGGAGAAGACAAAGUUCAAAAAGAAUUAGUCGAAAUAAUUAACGAUUUCAAAAAUCACAUACACUCAAUCGAUCAAGCUGAAGAAUUGGUGAGGAAGUGGCAAUCUCGAAACGAUGUACAAAUGUCGUUUAAAGAGAAACAAGAACAGUUGAUGGAAAUGAGAAUGAGAUACGAUCAACUACAAUCCAUGACUAGGAUGAAACAUCCCUCAUUCUUCGACAAAAUGAAGAGAGUGUUCUCCAAAACUAAACACGAAAAACCCAAGGUAGAAAAUAUAACAACCACCUCCAUUUCACAAUCAGUUCCCUCUCUAACUAUAGUCCAUGUGCAAAGACCGAUUAGCAGUUUGAGUACCUCUAGCUCUGGAUCAUCGGGGAGAUCUAGCAGGAUGAGCGAAUCUAGUUUUGGAGAUAGCGGAACUCAUUCUGAUAAUGAAGGAAGAAAG